AUGUCGACAACUUCUUCAGCUGGCGUCAAAGAGCAUGAUGCUGAGAAGGGUCAGUUCAACGCGACUGGCCUCGCCUACGCCGUCAAGGACAUCGACGAGAACUCGUCGGACGAGGAACUUCUCGCCUACCAGAUCUCCCCUCAGGAGACUCGCUCGCUCUUGCGUCGCCUAGACUCCUUCCUUGCACCCAUGGUCAUGAUCCUCUACCUUAUUUCCUUCCUCGACCGCUCCAACAUCGGCAAUGCCUCGACCGGCGGGAUGUUCGUCGACAUCGGCGCCCCCAAGAAUGGCCUUUCGGUCACUACCAGUAUCUUCUAUGCAACCUACGCUGUGACGACUGUCUGGGGAGCGGUCGUCCUCGGGAACGGGUUCAUCCACAACUACGCCUCGCUCGUCGCUCUUCGACUCGUCCUUGGCUUCCUCGAGUCGGCACUUACACCGUGCUUGUUCCUCAUUUUGACCUUCUAUUACCAACGAAUGGAGCUGGCAUGGCGAACGUCGCUCAUGUUCGUCUCGGCGGCAACGUCCGGAGUCGUCGGCGGCCUCAUCGGCGCCGGCUUCCUCAAACUCGACGGCCGGCUCGGAUUGGAAGGAUGGAGACACCUGUACAUCUGGGAGGGCGCUAUCACCAUUCUCAUCGGCUUCGCCUCAAUCUUCUUCAUCGCCGACUCGCCCGCAUCCGCCUGGUACCUCUCCCCUCGCCAGAAGCUCCUCAUGCGCGUCCGCGACCUCCAGGCUCGCCAGUACACCGGCGCAGACGCAUUUUCGUGGGCGGAGGUCCGCAAGGCGUUCACCGAACCGAUCGUCUACCUCUCCGGCCUCACCCAGCUGGGCUUCGACAUCUGCCUCUACGGCUUCUCGACAUUCAUCGUCGUCAUCGUCAAGGCGCUCGGCUACUCGACGAUCAAUUCGCAACUCCUCACGGCACCCAUCUACGCCUGGGCCGCCAUCGUCUACCUCGCCGCCGCGCACAUCUGCGACAAAAAGGACGUUCGAUACUGGCUCAUCCUUCCCCUCGGCCUCGUCACAUGCAUCGGCUACAUCCUCCUCGUUGCGGUCCAGCAUUCGACCGCCGUCUCGCUCUUCGCUUGCUUCCUCUGCGGAACUGGCAUCUACACCGCCGUCGGUAUCAACGUCUCUUGGCUCAACAGCAACAUCGCCGGCGUCCGGAAGCGCUCGACAGCCAUUGGUAUUCAACAGCUCAUUGGUAAUAUUGGCGGAGUAAUUGCCGGUCAGAUCUACCGCUCGCAAGACAAGCCGCACUACCGCCUCGGACACGCCGUCUCGCUCGGCUCGAUGGCGUUCGGCCUCGCCAUGAUGACCGUCAUGACUUGGCUUCUCCGACACCGCAACGCGAAGAAGCUCGCUCUCACCGAGGCCGAGAAGGAGGAGCAGGACCGCCAGGGCGUCACGGGCGACGCGCACUGGUCGUUCAUGUAUGUGUGGUGA
This is a messenger RNA of Rhodotorula toruloides NP11, 1449 nucleotides long. RefSeq names its product MFS nicotinic acid transporter. The record is from RefSeq and is a predicted model, not a curated record. Gene Ontology annotation, cellular component: membrane. Gene Ontology annotation, molecular function: transmembrane transporter activity. The transcript has 8 exons. The coding region runs from base 1 to 1449 and encodes 482 amino acids. Lineage: Eukaryota; Fungi; Basidiomycota; Microbotryomycetes; Sporidiobolales; Sporidiobolaceae. Gene Ontology annotation, biological process: transmembrane transport.